Molecule: messenger RNA, 3672 nt
Organism: Pteronotus mesoamericanus
Lineage: Eukaryota; Metazoa; Chordata; Mammalia; Chiroptera; Mormoopidae
Gene: ARMH4
Product: armadillo like helical domain containing 4
Exons: 8
Coding region: 179-2512 (777 amino acids)
Source: RefSeq, a predicted model, not a curated record
AGCGCCCUCCCCCUGGCAUCCCAGACUGUGGAGCGGGCCGCCACCGCUGCAGGGGCCGCCGCGGGGAUGCUGAGCGCGGGCGCAGCUGCUCUCCAGGCGCUGCUCUGCUGAAGGCGCACAGGACUCAAUUACUGCCAUUGUCAGCUCUGCCAUUUUAUAUGCACAUUUCUCUUCCACUAUGAGAAGACCAAUUGCAUUGCACAUUUGUCUGGCUUUCUGUAGCCUCCUACUUCUCAACUUUGCCACACAAUGUUUGGCCUUCCCCAAAAUGGAAAGAAGGGAGACAACAUAUGUUAAUGAAAAAAGAAUGCAGUCUGAGAGGAUAAACGUGGAUGACCUAGAAAAUAACUCCAUUACUUCUGAGGGCACUUCCCAACCAGUGGUCUCCGAAGACCCAGUGAUAGUGUUAGCGGGACCAUCAGCAAUGCCAUUAAGUAAAGUAUUCCCCAUCAACAAAGAAACCCAUUCUGUGGAAGCAGGGCUCAUGCAGCCUAAUAGCCUUCGUACUGACACUACUACUGAGCCAGUGGUCCGAGCAGUAGAAGAAGUGUUCGGUUCCAGCCAGCCCGAGAGAAUGUCUCCUGAAAGCCUCCUUUCCAAGGCUGUGAUAACCAGUUCUUUCACGGCCACUGCUUCUCGGAGUGUUGAUAAGGAGGAACCGUUUAGUAGUACCAACAUUCAGCCCCUUGGAGAAGGGACCACAGAAACAACACAAGGUUUUUUGAAGUAUGUCGAUAAUCAAUUGUUUACAACUGAAAGUCAGGGAAUCAUUAGUCUGGGACAUUCAUCCUCGUCCUAUGUGAAUACUAACAAAAUACUAACCACUGAUCCAAGGACUGAGAAAUUUGAAGCAGACACAGAUCCUAGGACAACUUCUUUUCCUGGUGCUGAGCCCAUAGCAGACACAGAGCCUGGAAGCCUCCUGCCUGAUAGGGAGAAGCCUUUGCAGAUGACAGCUGAUAAUACCCAGGCUACUGCCACCCAGCGCGGGCUUGCAAUCUCCGAGUACAGCCUGAGUGUUGAGCCGGAAACUGACAGCCUGCUGGGAGCCCCAGCAGUCACAGUGAGUGUCAGCACAGCUGUUCCAGCUGCCUCUGCUUUCAGCGAUGAGUGGGAUGACACCAAAUUAGAGAGUGUAAGCCAGAUAACGACCCCAAAGCUUGGAGACAAUACAGAGACUCAGCUGAGAAUGGAAACGUCUCCGACAGCCCAAGUAACCGGUUAUAGCAUGGAAGGAAUGGAAGGGGCUGGACCUCUGACAGAAGCUGCGCAUGUGGGUCUUGGGCUGCCUGGAGGGGAAACACACACGGGGACAGCCCUGCUAAGAGCACAUGGGGACGCGAGAGCAUCUGCCUUCACCGAUCAAAUUUCCUUUACUCCCACAAGUCCCAUGGAAGCUACGAAAGCCCCUGUUGUAAACUCGUUUCAAAAUACUGCAGACUUCAUGGAAUCCACCAAGGAAAACAGUGCUGUGUUUUUCUUAGAGACCACCGUUUCCAUCUCAGAAUAUGAGUCUGAGGCUUAUCAGCCCCUGAGAAAUACAUUUAAAGACACCAUCACUCAAGAGAUGACGAUGGCUGCUCAAGAAACGGAAGCCACUUUAUCACUGGUGACACAAGAGCCUCAGGUUUCUAGCCUCCAAGUUACCAGAGAAAACGGCGAGCCAGGGGAAGGUGAAGAGCCCCCCUCUGCCUCGUCCGAUGCUCCUGGUGUCACUCUGCUGUCAAGACGAUGGGAGACUCUGGUCACUACAGUUUCAACUACAGCUGCAUCUCCGUCUUUCGAAGUUACUCCCACUAUGGAAGACCUGAAGGACACAGUCACAGGGCCGAAGGAGGAGUGGAUCACACCAGUUUUUGGCUCUCCAGUGACACGCCCUGGAAUAAUGGAGGAGGCACCUAGCGUUUCUCCAGAGCUUUCUGAUUCUGAGGCUUCCUCUGAGAGAAGAACCCUUGUUCCAUCCAUCAGUCUUGUUAAUACAGCUGCCCCAUAUGGCCUGGACCAGCUUGAAUCUGAAGAGGGAGAAGAAGAUGAGGAUGAAGAGGACGAGGAGGAGGAAGAUGAAGAAGAGGAAGAUGAGGAGGAAGAUGAAGAAGAUAAAGAUGCAGACUCCCUGGAUGAAAGCUUGGAUGGUGACACUGAGCUGCGUGGCUUUACCCUACCUGGCGUCACAUCCCAGGAGCCUGGCUUAGAGCCGGAAAAUGUGGACCUUCUGGAGGGAGCCACCUACCAGGUGCCAGACACCAUUGAGUGGGAACAGCAGAAUCAGGGCCUGGUGAGAAGCUGGAUGGAAAAACUAAAAGACAAGGCUGGCUAUAUGUCUGGGAUGCUGGUGCCUGUCGGGGUGGGAAUAGCAGGAGCCUUGUUCAUCUUGGGAGCACUCUACAGCCUUAAGGUGAUGAAUCGCAGAAGGAGAAAUGGCUUCAAGAGGCACAAAAGAAAGCAGAGAGAAUUCAACAGCAUGCAAGAUCGAGUAAUGCUCUUAGCUGACAGCUCUGAAGAUGAGUUUUGAAUCGGACUUGGAAUUUAAUUGGGAUUGUCAACCAUGUUAUUAUUUUAUUUUUUAUUUGGGGGAUAGAAAAGAACAACACCCUGCCACAUUGCUGCUGUCAGGCCAUCAGUCUCAUUAUCUGCUGGGUAGUAGAUUUCUCUUGCACUGAGCAGAAAAGGCAUGCUGUAUACUAAAUAUAAUAUGCAGUGUCUGUUUUAAUUCUGUAGUGAAUAUUCCACAAGCACGGGCUACGACUCAUAAAUAUGCAGCAUAUGUGUUGUUCAGUAGGAGUUGCUAGGUUAGGUAGAGUCAAUAUUUUGUACUUUUCCACACUACCUUUCCCUUGGUUUGGAGUACCUGCACUGAGUGCCACCAUUAUUGCUACCAAGGCAUGCUUGACCUUGCAAUAGAAAUCCUAACAAAGAAUAACUUGUGAUGACUGCACUCUACCUACUUAAAGCCAUAGGCUUGUGGGCCAUGGUCCAAAUUACAUUUGCAUCAAAACUAGCAGCAACUUGGAAUGAAAUCUUUUUUGUCAAGAAAAUCAGCACAUGAGGAUUAUAUGUAGAUUUGUAUGUAGCUUGCAUUAUGUGUUUCAGUCUCCUGGUUUUGUUAUUUUUCUCUUUCUGGUUUAUUCUUCUUUUUGGAAAGGAAAAAAAAUGCACCAGAAGUAAUGCAUUAAAUUGACUCUCAGUCUUAACGUACGCUUGCUUUCUUAAGUAGUGUUACUGAGUCCAACGGAACUGUCAAUAGAGUCUUACUUGUUUAUCAUUGAGAUGUACUUUUUGUGCACCAUUAGACUUUGUCAAGAAGGAAUGAGGAAGAAAUCAAGAAGAACGUGAGGGUAGGUAAGCUCCCCAAGCAUUUAUCUCUGUGCUUGUACGGCCGUUGUCCUGAGUUUAUUCAGAGUGUUGCUUUUCUAUACCUGUGGUCUUGCUCAUAGAAUGACUGGGCAGCUAUGGGUUCUUAUUUGACUUUAUUAGGAAAACAGACAUUUUCUGGUAAAGCAGGGUCCAUGGCCAGAAUCCCGGUGUACAAUAAAGCUUAUGAAAAACCAGCCUCUCUCGAGGCGCCACACUGCAGGCUGUUGGACUCUUUUAGAUAAAUUUUUAUUCCCCUUGGAAUGUAAUUUCUUGCCUUAUCUUUUGAAUCUGGAUAUUGGGGACUUUUAGUAAGUUUUG